Messenger RNA from Pseudopodoces humilis (Tibetan ground-tit), 2205 nucleotides. It is a transcript of the gene TNS4, whose product is annotated as tensin 4. NCBI's taxonomy places the organism in Eukaryota, Metazoa, Chordata, Aves, Passeriformes, Paridae. Gene Ontology annotation, molecular function: protein binding. The record is from RefSeq and is a predicted model, not a curated record. Gene Ontology annotation, cellular component: focal adhesion.
AUGUCACAGGUGAUAGAAUCCCACGUGUUGCGUGUUGGACAGACUGUGUGCAUUUCCUCACCGGAGGAAAGCGAGAGCCUGCGCCCGGCGGGGUACCCGGGCUGCUCCGCGCUGCCGGCCAAGUACGUCUACUACUCCACAGAGGCCUGGACCGAUCCCCGUUCCAUGGUGCGCCCCAAGGCUCCCCUGCUCCCCAGCACGAGAGCGUACGGAGCCCAGCCCGUGUCGGAGCACGUGGCUGCUCACACACAGGGGAAGAACCAGCAGAAUUCCUCCUUGGAGAGAGCCCCUGCCCCGCUCCAGCCGAGCAGGGAGGAGAACACCGGCACAGACCCCGAGGCUCAGCCCAUGUCUCCCUCCCUGGACAUAACCAUAGAGACCCUCAACCAGAUGAUCCUAGAAAUCGAUCCGACCUUCCAGCCGCUGCCGUGCAGGCCGGUGGAGGAUGCAGCCCAGCCUGCUCAGGGCGGCUCUGUGGCCACCAAGAAGCCGGACCCGGAGGCAGUAGACAUCAAGUACAUAGAGCUGACACCGGGCAGAGCCACGGGGCCUGACCAGCCACGGGGCACCCCCAGCCCUUCAGGCACCCCCUUCUCCAGAUCCCCCCAGGCCAACAGCUUCCUGCCCCAAAAAGGGGCGCUCGGAGGCAAAUACAGCACCAGUGACAGCGUGGUUUUCUCCAGCCCACCCGGACCCUCCAGCCCGCAGUCGGCCGCCCUGAGCUGCAGCACCAGCACGCCCUGGCAGUGCCUGGCAGGACACACGGACACAGUCUCCUACAGCCCCGGGGCCCUCAGCACCUCCCCAGGUGUUGACAAUCUGCUGAAGCCCUUGCAGGUGUUGAGGGCCCGGCAGAGGGGCAGUUGGGUGUCCCAGCUCUCCACGAGCCCUGGCUCUGACACCAGCUACAUCCUGGGCAGCAGCACCCACUCGCUCCACAACGAGGACUCGGAUGCUUCGGCCGCUGCCUCCCCGUCCCCCGUCAGCUCCCUGGGAAGCCCCUGCUCUCCUUCCUCUGCCAUCGUGUCUCACUCCAGGGAGGCUUUUGGCCAGAGCCCCGCACAGCCCCGGGCAGGCAGCUCCCCCAGCACCUCCCUGGGCCAGAAGGGCCAGGCCAGCAGCUGCCCCCCCUCCAUCCUCACCUCUGCUGCCGACAUCCCGGUGCUGCUGGUGAACGGGUGCCUGGAACAAGGGGAUGGACCCCCUCGGCUGGCCAAAGCCCCCCCCAGCUGUGGCAUGCAGCCCCCCGUGCCCGGCUGCAGCCCAGCCUCGAGGCUCGGUGGCCUGAACAACGCGCUGUCAGCACCUGCUCUCAGCUGCCUCUCGGACAGUCCCCUGAAGGCAGGGCAGCCCACCAUGAAGUUUGUGAUGGACACUUCAAAAUACUGGUUCAAGCCAAGCAUCAGCAGGGACCGAGCAAUCCAGCUGCUGAGGGACAAGGAGCCGGGCACGUUCCUCGUGCGGGACAGCACCUCAUUCCGGGGCUCCUUUGGACUGGCCAUGAAGGUUCCUGCCUCUCCCUCCGACAGCCAGACAGGGAAGGAGAGCAGUGACCUUGUCCGGCACUUCCUCAUCGAGUCCUCCACCAAAGGGGUUCACCUGAAAGGUGCCAGCGAGGAGCUGUACUUUGGGAGCCUCUCUGCCUUUGUCUACCAGCACUCCAUCACCCCGCUGGCACUGCCCUGCAAGCUCAGCAUCCCCACCCGAGAUCUCACUGAUGGAGAGGACAGCCCUGACUGCGCCCCCGAAUCUGCGCCGUCCCUGGCCAGGAAAACUGCAGUGUGCAACGUCCUGUACCUCAAUUCUGUGAACGUGGAGACGCUGACGGGAGCCCCGGCCAUCCUGAAAGCCAUCUCCUGCACCUUGGAGCUGGAGACACUGCCCACACCCACCCUGGUGCACUUCAGGGUGGCGGAGCAGGGCGUCACGCUGACCGACGUGCAGAGGAAGGUGUUUUUCAGGCGACACUACCCCUUGGCUGCCAUCAGGUUCUGUGGGAUGGACCCUGAGAACAGAAAGUGGCAGAAGUACUGCAAGUCCUCCAGAAUCUUCGGGUUCGUGGCCAAAAACCAGGCAGACUCGGAGAACCUGUGUCACCUGUUUGCAGAGUACGACACCGUGCAGCCAGUGUCCCUUGUCAUCGACCUGCUCCGCCAGCUCCUGCCCAGCCCGUAGGGACAGAACCCUGGGACGCUCAGGGCCAGC